AGUGAAGAAGGCACAAUUGGUGGAAAACGGAAGCUUCAAGUGGUUCUUGGUGCACAUUCUCUUUCACGAAACGAGUCGAGUAAACAAAUAUUUCAUAUCAAGAGACAGAUUCCCCAUCCCGAAUUCCGUGGUAAUACUAUGGAAAAUGACAUCAUGCUACUGGAACUGGAGAAUAAUGCAAUGAUCACCAAUGAUGUGGAUGUGCUCAAACUAUCUGGAGGAAUGGUUGAUGAUCUGAGGGCUGGAACUUCCUGCUUCGUGGCAGGAUGGGGAAAAACAAGUGAAGAAUUUACAUCUGACACACUUCAAGAGGUGACAAUAGAAGUAAUAGAUCGUAAAACAUGCAACAGCGAGGACUAUUACGAUCACAAACCUGAAAUAACCCAGAACAUGAUUUGUGCUGGUGACAAUAAAGGCAGAGAUUCUUGUGCGGGUGAUUCAGGUGGUCCUUUGCUUUGCAAUGGAAAGUACAUCGGGAUUGUGUCCUUUGGCAUAGGAUGUGCAGAUCCCAAAAAGCCUGGAAUUUACACUUAUGUUUCUAAAUACCUUUGUUGGAUUUGGAAAACCAUUGCCAUGCAGGCUUACAAUAUGACCGAUGAAAAGCUGUAUUGAGUAAUCAGCGUGCUAAUUCACUUUGCUUUACUAACUAUGAUGCUCAAUCAAUUGGCUGAGAUAACCAGCAUGCUUCCAUCUAUAUCUGAGUACAAUGUGUAACGUUUUACCACAAAAUGCAAUAAAAACUAGAAUUGUGAAAUUCCCUGUCCUCUGACUGAAUGAAUUAAUGUGAGAUUCAAAAAUCACAAAUGCUCUUGAGCCAAAUUCAGACAAAGAAGUGUUUUUAUUAAUUUCAUAUUCUGCAGAAUAGGUGCCUCUCCUCUGAUGUCCCCUAGAGGCACACCGAAGAUGGCGAUGCUUUCUAUCUUUAUACAUUUCUUUACUAAGGUCACUACCUCAUGUCUCCCCAUCGAACUUCUGCCAAUCAGAACACUAAGGUUUAUAUUCCCACGAGAACGUCUCGGAACGUCUCCUGACGUCAAAGACUCCUAAGGCUUCUGCUGAAGUUUCUAUCUGUUUGCUACUUUUUAUCUAGAAUUUCUCUCUGUUCUGUAUAUUGUUACUUUCUUCUACCAGCAGUCUGGCUUCUGCUGACACCUUAUUUCUUUCUAAGUUAUAUU
Molecule: messenger RNA, 1175 nt
Organism: Leucoraja erinaceus (little skate)
Lineage: Eukaryota; Metazoa; Chordata; Chondrichthyes; Rajiformes; Rajidae
Product: granzyme K-like
Exons: 3
Biological process (GO): proteolysis
Molecular function (GO): serine-type endopeptidase activity
Source: RefSeq, a predicted model, not a curated record